ACUAAAAUGGAUGUUCAUAAUAUGAGAGUGCUCUGGCUAAAAGAAUGUUGUGGCUUUUAAUUGAAAAAUAAAGAUCAAGAGAACAGUAUUAAAUUACAGUUAAUAUGAAGGUCUUCAAAUGUGUUGACUAUGAACUAAGGAAACCACUCUCUCCUUUUAUAUGCUCAACACCUUUAGAUUUUGUGGAGGAAAGAGAGUAUCUUUCGCAGGUGGUAUUUCCACAACUUGACAGAUUAUGUAAAAGUAGAGGUUCAUCUUUCACACCUGUUGACUUGCUAUGGAACCCUGGGCAAAAAAAAUUACAGGAUGGUAUCAUGUUAAAAACACACUUAGAUGAGAUAAAAAAAUGUGCACCAUUUUUCAUAUGUCUUUUGGGAGAGACUUAUGGUCCAUUCAGAAGUGAAAACAAGCCUCCUUUAUUGUCCAGUUUGGAUGGACAUUUAAAAAGAGCCCAGGAAGAUUACGAUUGGUUGGAUAAAAAUAUUUUAAACGCUGCUUCUGGUGGCCACCCCUGGAUUCUACAGAAAGGCCAUCAAUACUGCAGUGUUACAGAACUGGAAAUUAUUCAAGGGAACUCACUGUGUGAUGACCAGCAUGUCACAUUUUAUUAUCGACAAUCUGAUCAUUUAGACGAUAGGUUACAAACAAUACACGAUAAAGCACAAAAAGAUGAAAUUGUGAAACUGUAUUCUUCUGAAUCAGAACUUUGUAAGGAAAAAAUACACACUCUAAGACAAAGACUAGUAAACAAAGGAAUACCAGUGAAAUAUUUUCGCACUUUGGAAGAUUUAGCACAAGUUGUUGUAGAAGAUUGGCGACAGAUAAUUGACUUUGUUUUACCUCCUUUGAUUCACGAUGCAAAAUUAUUGGAUACACGAGUUUACAAUGACUGGCUAGUGCAAGAAUCAUUUCUCCAGAAGAGAGCAGAAGUAUUUGUCUCAGCUACUGAUAUAGAAGAAACUUUAGAGCAAAUAACAGAGUUUGCACUAACAUGCAAAAGAAAGGUAGCUGGAGAUCCAGUUGAAGAAGUUCUGAACUCAAAUACUGCAAAUGAUGAUGAAAGCCAAUUUUUAAUUUCUGCAUUGAAAAAGAAUGUUCCUACAACUGAAGUGGCAAAGAGCAUCUUUCUGCUAGCGGGGGACAGAGGCUGUGGCAAAACCACACUAGCUGCCAGAUGGCUGCACAGCUUCAGGGAGGAUAACUGUGGGAUAUGCCUCAUUUCCCACUUUACAUCAGCAUCAAACAAAAGCACCAAUGUGGAGGACUUCUUAAGAAAAAGUAUUGAGAUGCUGAGAAAAGAAUUUUUGUUCUCAGAGGACUUCGAUUCAAAUUCUAUUUGUGCUGCAACUGAAAGGGAUUCAGACAGCCAGAGUUACCUGUCCUUGUGUGAAACUUUCAAAGCUUCCCUGGGGCUAGGACCAUGUGUUCUUUUAUUGGAUGGUGUGAAUGAGCUGGGCCCCACCUAUGACCUGAGUUCACAGAAAGUAAAAGAAUGUUCAUGGCUGCCAGGUAUUGUUCCAGAGACAUGUAGAAUAAUACUCACCACAACCAAAUCGGAUGUUUCAUUUAGAUUUUUGACACAAAGGCCAGAUGUUUUGGUCAUUGCCACCCCGAGCUCUCUGACCAAUGCUGGGACAACGUUACAGAUGGUGAAAGAACACUUUCCAGAACUAAGCCAGCUGAUUGGUGGGGAAAAAGUUUUACACCAGUUGUCUUGUUUGAAGAUCAUGCAAACCCCUUUAGGCUCCAUGGUCAUUGGCUCUGAGAUCUGUAGACCCAGGGUGUACACUAAUUUGUCAGCUUUCUUGGAAAACUAUGCAGAGAUGUUAUCACUGCGCAACUUUUGGAUGAUCUGUGUACAAAGUUGGGUGCAGACACACAGCUGGGCCCUUGGGAAACCAUCUUCUGAGCAUGACAAAAAUUCAGCUCCGUAUGGAUGGGUAAUUGACACGCUUUGCUUGAUUACGCUGUCACGCAAUGGGCUCACCCAGAACCAAAUUCUUUCCAUCCUGAAGAUGAUUGGUUAUGUAGACAGCCUUGAGGUGUCACCCUAUGAUUGGUUGCAGUUUCAAUGCUCUGCCAAGUCCACACUUUAUGUAAGAGAGGAUGGAAAGAUAUAUUUCAGUCACAAAUAUUUGCAAGAGAUUUCUGAGUACACAUUUUUUCACUCCAUCUCAACUUGUCCUAAUGAUCCAGAGAUGAUUGUCAAACUCUCCCAGUCUUCGACCAGACGCCUGUACCACGGGCACCUGGUCAGGUAUUUUUCCCAGCAGCCUUUAGAUGUGCAGGUUAUGGAGGAGCUGCCAUGGCAUAUGAUGAUGUCAGGGGAUUUGAAUGGAUUAGUGGAUUAUCUCACAGAUUAUAGAAUAUUGCAGCAAAUAUUUGAUGAGGAUGUAAACUUAUGGGUAGAGGAUUUGAAACUCUAUUGGUCAGUGUGUGAGACCAAUGGUCAGUUGGCUGGGAUGAUUUACCUUGAACUUGCUAAAUCUUUUGGGAUUCCAACCAACCCUGAUCAGAAUGGUGAAAACAGUUUUUUGGAUGGCACCAUCACCAGCCCGAGCCCUAAAGUAUUUGUAUCAGAAAUACAGCUAGAGGAUGAAAGUUAUGAAAGUUUUAGCAACAACCUGUCAGCUAGCCAAACACAAAUGAUUUCAAAUGGAAAUCUGGUUGAGAAAUCUGUUUUUGUUACACAAGGAAGCCUAAAUAAAAAUUCUACAGACAAAGAACUGAUAAAUGAAGAAAACAAGGAAGAGAUUCUCAGCUUUUCUCAAGUUACUAAUCUGUUUUGGAAUAUUGCCAGUUUUCUUCGAAAUUGUGGGCACAAAGAAGAAUUUGUGGUUUUACUAAUAUCCCUUACAAAAUACCUAACACAGACUGAAAAGCUUGGGAUCAGAGAACAAAUUUUGUUGUGUCGUUGCCACUGUGUGGCUGGAGAACUUAAGCUGGCAUCAGAAGACAUUCCUUCAGCUGAGGCUGAGUUCAGACUGGCCCUGCAUGCUGCUCUAUCAGCAGACAACUUGGAUGACGACUUCAUGUUUCAGAGUCAGUUACAUUAUCUUAAAGCACUGAUUCUUUGCCAUCAAGGCUUCAUUCACCUACAACUAAAUGAUCAUUAUGAAGCAGAAGAUCUCUUUAAAGAAGCCCUAGAGUGUAUUGAAGAUAACCCCAACUGCUUUGUUCUCAAAUCAACAAUUUUCAAACACAUGGCAUCAUUAAGCGCAAGUAGACAGGAUUUUCUAAAGGCUGAGUCGUACUUGCGAGAAGUGUUGAAGUUGCAGGUGCAGUGGUAUGGUUUGUCCAGUAAGUCAGCAGGUGACACAUUGGUCAUGCUGGCCAAGGUGAUGUUACAAGCAGAAGGUGCCCAGGGAGAUACUGUUAUGAAAGUCAAAUCUUUGCUUCGACAAGCUUUGACCAUUUUAGAGAAGUGUAAUGGGCAGUCACACUCAUCAGUUGCUGAUGUUCUUUAUGAUCUAGGAGUUUUAUUAGCUGAUGAAUCCAGUCGUGCUGCCAAAAUGGAGGCCCAGAAGUACUUACAGCGCUGCCUGGACCUGAGAAUUUCAGAGUUGGGGGUGGAUAAUCAUCUGACCAAACUCACCUUACAGUGUCUCACAAGAGUCAAAGUAGCUCUUAAAAUGGGUCAACAUGGCUCCCACCCAACUAGCAGAUCUACCAUGAGAAGCAAUGAGGUGGUGUGGAUAAGAAUGGGUGAGAAACUCACCAAAUCACACAACAUACAUAGAGCAGAAGGCAGGUCUGAUACGGCCAGCGUGCGAAGUUUAUCAACUUCCAGAGAGAGGCCAGCGAACAUAACGGACCAUCGUAGACUGUUGCGGAGAGAAAAAGAAAAACAAAUUUUCCCACUGUCUUGUGAGAGUUCUGAAAACUUGAAAAAAUUUGUAAAUUAUGGGAGUAAAGAUAAAACCAAUUCUACAAGAUCUGAAAACCUGCUUCUCGCAGAUCAAAAACAUCUAUUAAGGGAACACAGUCAUUAUGAUAAUAUUUCUCCUGAGGGCUACUUAGCUAUUGAAAAUGGUAAAACAGACGGAAAGCAAAUAAUAUCCUUGAAUAUGCCAAAGGAGGAAAUGAAUCACAGCACAGUGAGUGAAAACCAGCCAUCAUCUGAGCAUUAUUUAGACGUGGUAGAUAAACAAGCAAAUGAGAAAAAGAAGAAGCGAGUAAUCAUCCAGUCAAUGGUCCACCCAAGAUUUUAUUACCAGAGGAUUAAGACAUCUGACCUGGAGUCAAAAUCAUCCUCAUCUAUCAGUAAAAUUUCCAGCAGCCGCGCGUCCAACCGUCUUUGGAGUGGAGGCAGCAUCUUGACGGAUAGGUCAUCCGCGUCCAGCGCUCACUCCUCUCACUGCCACAUCCCCAAGUGCCACGACAUCACUGUCAGCAACACCAAGUCCGUCAGUGGGCCUCACAGCGACAUCACAAGUCUCUUGGGUGACCCCCCUUGUCCAAGACCUGUCUCCCACAGGGUACAUCACCGCUCUGCAUGGUACCAUGUUCCUGGGAGGUACGUCACUCCACAGGAGCAGUAUCCAAAGAAACGCAUGCAAAAAACAGACAAUGCAAGAGAGAUUGAGACUUUUGUUUCAAUGAAAACAAAGUGGCUCCAAGAUAGACAGAAGCAAAUAAAAAUGGCAACAUUUGCAGAACAGGAAUUUAACAAUGGCAUCAUUGCCAAUUAAUAAAUUGUGAUUCAGCACUAGAACAAUGUUAAAUUUAGGUCUUUCUAAUAUCAAGAAAGAAAAAUAAACAACAAUUAUAAAAUAAAUAACAAUGGCAUCAUUGCCAAUUAAUAAAUUGUGAUUCAGCACUAGAACAAUGUUAAAUUUAGGUCUUUCUAAUAUCAAGAAAGAAAAAUAAACAACAAUUAUAGACCAAAAAUAAUAAUGUCCGGAGGUUCUCUAUAAAUGGCAUCCAUUAAGAAGAAAGGAAAGUUAGCCAAAACAAAUAUGGACGAAUUCAGCUGAAAUAAUGUAAAAAGAAUGUGGAUUCAGCUUUAGGAAGACACCAUGAAGUCUGCUAAAUGGUUUUGAUACUAUCCGGUGCUUCUCCACUUGAAGGAUGACGAUUUAUAAAAAUGUAGAAUUGUUAUACGUUGUUAAAUUUGAAGUUUUUGCUGGGCUAAUUAUGUUGAUGUUUAAUUACAAUCUAAGUUUAUAAUCAAAAUUGUACAUAUUUAUUGUUUUGUUUACCGUUUUAUUUUGUACGAUAUAGCUGAGCUGUGAUAUUUUACAAGUAAUCUAAAAACACAUUUUUUCUAAAGAUAUCUUUAACUGAAUGAAAGAUUCAUGUUUAUAAACAAAUACAAUGCUUUCUACUGUAGUAGACCUAUAUCCAAAACAGCUCUUUUUAAACAUUUCUUUUUAAAGAUCAGUUUAAAACUUUUUUGGAUGGAGAUUGCAUAGAAUUGUUGGAUAAAAAUAAUUUUAUGUAAUUGAAAUAAAAAAUUUUUUUAAUAACUGACAGAUGAAACAACUAUCUCUAGAAAAUGGUAGAUGAAGUAGAGUUUAUCUGGCCUUAAAUGUAUGCUCGCAGUUUCCAUUGUUUGAGAGCCAGGUACACAUCAUUGAUGAUCAAUGGACUUAAGCCUAAGAUCUGAACUCAAAACUUACAGGUUAACAAUCAUUUGCGCUACCACUGAACCAUGCCUAUCCAUGUAACCAUGUAAAAUAGGAUUUUAAAAGUUUUUUAAAUGGGUAUUUUUUAAAAAUAAAUUUAAAUCCUGGGUAAAUUUUUUUUAUACAUGUACACACAAACAGUAUACCUUGACUUGUGUACAUGUUUUUGUACACACUGAAUGUAUUAUACACAGGUAUUUAUAUAGAAGCAGACCGUAUUAAAGUAUUUAAUA
This is a messenger RNA of Physella acuta, 5860 nucleotides long. RefSeq lists its product as uncharacterized. Gene Ontology annotation, cellular component: Cul4-RING E3 ubiquitin ligase complex. Gene Ontology annotation, molecular function: protein binding. The record is from RefSeq and is a predicted model, not a curated record. NCBI's taxonomy places the organism in Eukaryota, Metazoa, Mollusca, Gastropoda, Physidae.